AUGGUAUACAAGUCUUUUACGUGGCCGGUCCAUGCCGAAAAUUUGGGCAGAUUGGAUGAUGAACUUGUGGCCCUUGAACUACAGCUCGAGGAAAUCGAUUCUUAUGGCAGGGAGCGCAAGGGCAAAUGCCCAUCAAAUAAUCUUCCGGACAGUGAAUUAGCCUAUGUAGCGUUCCAAGCUGAAAUUGAAGGCUGCAUCGACUCUCUAAGUGACUUGAAGAUUGCUCAUAGCAUCGCUCAUGCUGUGGAUACAGAUGGCCAGGCAAUUACUGACGUCUUACGGGAUGAAGCCCAGGCCCAGCAGGAUAGACGCCUAGCUAUGACAAUGGUUGGUGCUAUAUCAGGAAACGAAGCCCCUCCGCCGUAUGUCCGGGAAGAGUGCACACGAUUAAUUGCAUGUGUCCCUGAUGAAGGUAGUGAUCUGGACCGCGAUAGCGACGAAUGCAGCGCUGUUUGUUCAUGCGAGCUACCAAAGACCAGACUCUAUUUCCUCCAAGAUGUUGUCGCCAAGGCAUCCCUCUGCCUCUUAUUUCAGCGGAGUUGUCAGCAGAGGAGACAGGCAUUUCACGACGCCGAGAUCGAGUUUUCUACGAUUGAUAGGACUUACUGUAGCAAUGUUGACUGCGGGAAAUUUCUCUCUCCUGACCAAAUCAAAGCUGGCAGGGCCGAGUGCGAUCGCUGCGGUUCCGCAACUUGUUCUAUGUGCAAGAAUCAGUUCCAUCCUGAUGACUGCGCCGCAGACCCUCUUCUGCAAGCAGCUCUAGCCCUGGCGACAAGCAAAGGCUGGCAGCGUGUUACGGACCACCUACGGCACAACUCAGGCAACCACAUUCAUUGGACCAACACAGAGCAGACAGGAAACUUGGGACGAGCAGAUCACGUGAUCAUGCGGAAUCCAAGUUGCCAAGGCGCUAGGGAAUCCAACGAUGGACUUGAGGUUCAAGACCAACGAUGGAUUCACGAGGAAACAGGUGAUAUGGAUUUAGAUUAA
Molecule: messenger RNA, 990 nt
Organism: Microsporum canis CBS 113480
Lineage: Eukaryota; Fungi; Ascomycota; Eurotiomycetes; Onygenales; Arthrodermataceae
Product: IBR domain-containing protein
Exons: 2
Coding region: 1-990 (329 amino acids)
Molecular function (GO): zinc ion binding
Source: RefSeq, a predicted model, not a curated record